This is a messenger RNA of Diatraea saccharalis (sugarcane borer), 974 nucleotides long. NCBI's taxonomy places the organism in Eukaryota, Metazoa, Arthropoda, Insecta, Lepidoptera, Crambidae. The record is from the annotation of a GenBank genome assembly.
UUUCAGUGUAUCAUUUGGACGAACUUGUUUGAUAAUUUUGGAAUAUUGGAAGUAAAACGUCGUCUUUAUAAUGUGUUGGAAUAACGAUGUUGUAUUGGAAUUUGUGGAACUCUAUCGAAGACAACAACUUUUAUGGGAUCCCAAACAUCCAUCUUAUAGGAAUAGAAGUGAAAUUGCUGCCGCUUGGUUAUCAAUACAAAGAUCACUUAGUAUCCAAUGUUCAAUAUCGGAACUUAAGAGGAAAAAAGAAUCUUUAAUGACCUCUUUCAGAAUGCAUUUUUCUAAGAAGAAACGACAAGACUCUUAUAGAACUACGUGGUUUGCUUACCCUUUGAUGGAAAGUUUUCUUGGCGGUAAAUACGAAUGUGAUAGUACUGUAAACCAGAUAGAAAACGAGUUCUCUACUGUUACCUCAAAUAAUAUAGAGCGUAGCAGAAAACGGAACACAAUCGACAGAAACAACAGUAGUGCAAACAUACAACUUCAAGUGGAUGGUAGCGUAAAAAACGAACCGGAUAUUUCGUAUACCAAGAAACAAAGAGCUGAAAUAACAUACUGUAACGUCAAUGAUAUGAAAGCUGAUACAGACGAGUGUGACUUGUACGCUCAACUUCUAGCAAAGAAACUUCGAAAGCUAAAUGAGCAUCAGCGUGACGUCGCUAUGCAUGAAAUAGACAACAUUAUGUUUCGCGCCAAAAUGCAAAAUGGCGGCCCAUCUCAAAGAAAAAGUUUCUCAUCGUCUCCUUCGCCGGUGACUCGGAAAGUCCAAUCACCCAUAUUCAUAGUAACUCCACAAAAUCAUUUGCAAUAUGAAGACGAAAAUAUUUCAUAUCAAGAAGAAGUGUCGCAGGUGCAGAAUCCACCUUAAUUUUUCUAGGUGAUUGUUUUAUUAUAUUAAAUGUGAUACAUAGGACUAGCAUCUUGUAGACCGAUGCGUGUCAUUUAUUUUUUAACAUUUCAGCGAGCUAUUCUCU